CCUAGGGCUUUCAUCCCCAAACGAGGGCCUCUCUCUCUCUCCCUUUUCUCUGUAGUAUUAUUGACUAUGUAGGAUAGAAGAAUCAGAAUAAUUCUCCAGCAUCUGCAUAUUAUAUAGAUAUAUAUUUAUACAAAAAAUAUUAUUACGUAUAUAAAUUUUCUUCAGUUUUUCAGGCAGCAUAUAAUUUAAGCUAGAUCACUUAGAACAUUUUUAUCAAUUCUAAUCACCAUGACUUCAGUCAUCAACAUGGACGGUCAGGAUCAGCUACUCAGCGAUCUCAACAAUUUAUCCACCCAGCAACAUCAGGGGGAAAUGCAGAGCAACACAGACAACGUUGAAAAGAGAUGUGGGAAUCAUGGUGGGGUGUGUGCAAUAUGCUUGGAUGAGAUUGUGCUUCAAGAAACUGCUCUUGUAAAAGGUUGCGAGCAUGCCUACUGUGCAACCUGCAUUCUUCGUUGGGUGACAUACAGCCAAAAACCCACCUGCCCUCAAUGCAAACAUCCAUUUGAGUUCCUGAAUGUCCAUCGUUCGCUUGAUGGCAGCAUACAUGACUACAUGUUCGAGGAGAGUGUGUGCUUACUUCUUAGAGCAAAAUGGUUUGAGCCUCUGAUUGUGGAGGAACGUGAAGAUGUGUAUGAUGACCCUGAUGAUUAUUAUUACCCCUAUGAGGACGAAGAGGAUGAUGAUCUGGAUGAAGCUUACUUCAGCAGUUCAUCGAGUAUCCGAAUCGGUAAUCGAAGGUGGGGAGAUAAUGGAUAUGUGAGAGGUGGGCGUCAAGAAGCAAGGCCUGUUCACAGAUCAAACAUAGAGGACUCGGGUGCUAGUUCGUCCCGUGAGCCUAGGAAGAAAGAGGCCGCAAUGGAUAAAACUGGGAGACGUGCGAAGCGGGCACUUAAACGUGAAGCUGCUGAUAAGGCUGCAGCAGCAAAACAUCAGCAGCAUUUGGCAAGGUUGGGCCGGAAGUAAUUCCCUUUGUGCAACUGCGUUAUAUGGCAGAUAUUGAAACCCUCCCACCCCAUCUCCUGUACAGUAAUUCCAUGACCUUUUUUUCUUUUGGGUUAAGACUGUAUUUGCCGUAACUAUGUGAAAUAAUGUACCAUCAAAGGGAAGGAAAAAGGAAAAAAAGAGAGAAGAAAAAAAAAAAGAAAAGAAAGACGCUGUGAAAUAAUGACUGACUGGUCUCUGUAUUCUUAAAAAUUGUUCAGAUUACAUUUAACCAAAACAAAAAAGAAAAGUUUCAGUUU
Prunus mume (Japanese apricot) is the source of this 1244-nucleotide messenger RNA. RefSeq lists its product as uncharacterized. Lineage: Eukaryota; Viridiplantae; Streptophyta; Magnoliopsida; Rosales; Rosaceae. The record is from RefSeq and is a predicted model, not a curated record.